AUGGGAGGGUUGGGACAGCUUUCCAAGCUCCCUCCGGAAAUCUUGGACCUGAUCCUUGACUGGCUUUGUCUUCACCACGUCCAUGACCUCCAGGUUUACGUCGGAGAGAGGUCUUUCGAGCCAUACAAGUCGCCCAGCCAUCAGCACGAUGACGUGAGGGCCAGCUUCACCGGACUUGCCAGCCUUUGCCGGGCAUCGAAAUACCUCAACCAGCUCACGACAUGGCGACUCUACCACAGCCUUAUCGAGCAGAAGACCAAUCUGGGGUGGGCGCGGCUUGCGCGGACACUCAUCCGGCGCAAAGAUCUCGCUGCUCUCGUCAGGCAUCUCUUUGUGGAAUUUCAGGAAAAACGCAGCUACCAUUCUUUUCUCCCCCCAGAGGUCAACUCUUAUUUUGCCGAACAGGUCGCGCUGACCCCGGGCGUCGGCCUGAAGGCGGACAGUCUCACCAGGAGCGAGCUGGCGGACACCGCCAGCGAGCCCGCCGCCGCCCUCUUGACCAGCCUCUGUCCCAACCUCUUGACGGCCAAGUUCGCCUCACCGAUGGAUCCGGGCCUUCCUGUUGCUCUUGGCCUUUCCCCUCCGGGGUCGUUGGCAUCUUUGAGAGAUGUCCAAAUAUUGCACUUGGACCCGGAAUUUACAUUCGACCUGUCGGUCUAUACGCGGUUUUUCCGUGCCGCUCCUAAUAUCAGGCUGCUCCGGCUCCUUCAGGUCAUCUGUUCUCAGCCGUUGGAGGAGGGCCUGGGGCUCGAGAACGUGACGGAUCUCGAGCUGCUGAUCAGCUGCAUGGCGGGCGACGACCUUGCCCACAUCCUCCGCCUAUGCCCUAACGUUCAGCGGCUAACGUACGUCUGCGGGCCGUUGUAUGAAGUCGACCAGUUCAAUCCUCGUGAAGCGGUGGCGAUGGUUCUGGAACAUAGUCCGAAGAUACAGAGGUUCGAGUUGGAUCUGGCAGCCCGGCUGGGCUAUGACGACUGGGACGAGGAUGAUAUGCUUGCGGCGAAAGGCGUUCUGGAGAGAAAUCGUGCAGUUGAGUGCGAUUUCAGGCCCGAGCCGGACUCCGACUCCGACUCCGAUUAG
Messenger RNA from Dichotomopilus funicola, 1080 nucleotides. RefSeq lists its product as uncharacterized. NCBI's taxonomy places the organism in Eukaryota, Fungi, Ascomycota, Sordariomycetes, Sordariales, Chaetomiaceae. The transcript has a single exon. The record is from RefSeq and is a predicted model, not a curated record. The coding region runs from base 1 to 1080 and encodes 359 amino acids.